AUGAAAAUACAUAUUGGAGAAAAACCUUUUUUAUGUAAUGUUUGUGAAUAUAAAUGUAUAGAAAAAAGUAGUUUGCAAUCACAUAUGAAAAUACAUACUGGAGAAAAAUCUUUUUCAUGUCCUAUCUGUGAAUAUAAAUGUAUUCAAAAAAGUGAUUUGCAAAGGCAUAUGAAAAUACAUACUGGAGAAAAACCUUUUUCAUGUAAUAUCUGUGAAUAUAAAUGUAUUCGAAAAAGUACUUUGCAAACACAUAUGAAAAUACAUACUGGAGAAAAAUCUUUUUCAUGUCCUAUCUGUGAAUAUAAAUGUAUUCAAAAAAGUGAUUUGCAAAGGCAUAUGAAAAUACAUACUGGAGAAAAACCUUUUUCAUGUAAUAUCUGUGAAUAUAAAUGUAUUCAAAAAAGUGUUUUGCAAAGGCAUAUGAAAAUACAUACUGGAGAAAAACCUUUUUCAUGUAAUAUCUGUGAAUAUAAAUGUAUUACAAAAAGUGAUUUGCAAAGGCAUAUGAAAAUACAUACUGGAGAAAAACCUUUUUCAUGUAAUAUCUGUGAAUAUAAAUGUAUUACAAAAAGGUAUUUGCAAAAGCAUAUGAUAAUACAUACUGGAGAAAAACCUUUUUCAUGUAAUAUCUGUGAAUAUAAAUGUAUUACAAAAAGUGAUUUGCAAAGGCAUAUGAAAAUACAUACUGGAGAAAAACCUUUUUCAUGUAAUAUCUGUGAAUAUAAUUGUAUUCGAAAAAGUAGUUUGCAAACACAUAUGAAAAUACAUACUGGAGAAAAACCUUUUUCAUGUAAUAUCUGUGAAUAUAAAUGUAUAGAAAAAAGGUAUUUGCAAAAGCAUAUGAUAAUACAUACUGGAGAAAAACCUUUUUCAUGUAAUAUCUGUGAACAUAAAUGUAUUAGAAAAGAUGUGUUGCAAACACAUAUGAAAAUACAUACUGGAGAAAAACCUUUUUUAUGUAAUAUCUGUGAAUAUCAAUGUAAUCGAAAAAGUAGUUUGCAAAGGCAUAUGAAAACACACACUUGA
Messenger RNA from Parnassius mnemosyne (clouded apollo), 1026 nucleotides. NCBI's taxonomy places the organism in Eukaryota, Metazoa, Arthropoda, Insecta, Lepidoptera, Papilionidae. The record is from the annotation of a GenBank genome assembly.